GGCGGCGGCGCGGGGCCGGAUAAACGGCGCGUGGGGCCGGGCGCUGCCAGUGCCCUGAGUCACGGCGGGCACCGCGCUGGAGCGGCAUCCGCGGCUCUGAGUCACCGCGCGCGGGAGCGGCGCUUUUAGCGAGGGGCGUUCGGGGGCGGGAGCCGCUCCGCCCGCAGCCCCAGGGCCGGGGCCGCGCCGCCGGCGGGGCGAGUUCGGGCGGCGCGGAGAGAGAGGACGCAGCGCACGGGGCUGCGCCCGCCUGAGCCCCGCUCGGCUCCCGGCAGCGCUCCGCCGCCCGCUCUCCCCGUAGAUUUUUUUUUUUUUUUUUUUUUUUUUGUCGGCUUUCUGUUUUUUUUCUUUUUCCUUUUUCUUUUUUUCUUCCCCCGUCUUCUUCUCCCGCUGCGGACUCUCCCCCUGCUGCGGAAGGCGCGAGGCAGAGCCCGAGAGGUCGGCACGGAGCAGGGGGCGGGGAGACGGCGAGGGAGCGGCGGCCGCGGCGCGGGAAGGCGGGGACGCGGCUCCCCCGGGCCGGCCUCGGACCAUGUACCAGGACUAUCCCGGGAGCUUCGACACCUCCUCCAGAGGCAGCAGCGGCUCCCCGGGACACCCCGAGCCCUACUCCGCCGGCGCAGCCCAGCAGAAAUUUCGAGUAGAUAUGCCAGGAUCAGGCAGCGCUUUUAUCCCCACGAUCAACGCCAUCACAACCAGCCAAGACCUGCAGUGGAUGGUGCAGCCCACCGUCAUCACCUCCAUGUCCAGCCCGUACUCUCGCUCACACCCAUACAGCCACCCGCUGCCACCGCUGUCCUCAGUGGCCGGACACACAGCCCUACAGCGACCGGGUGUGAUCAAAACCAUCGGCACCACAGUGGGACGGAGACGAAGGGAUGAGCAGCUGUCGCCCGAGGAAGAAGAGAAGCGAAGGAUCCGGAGAGAGAGGAACAAGCUGGCAGCUGCUAAAUGUCGUAACAGGCGCCGAGAGCUAACAGAGAAACUCCAGGCGGAAACUGAGGUGCUGGAGGAGGAAAAGUCAGUGCUUCAAAAAGAGAUUGCUGAGCUCCAGAAAGAGAAGGAGAAACUAGAAUUCAUGCUGGUUGCUCACAGCCCUGUGUGUAAAAUCAGCCCUGAGGAACGUCGGAGCCCACCAACCAGCAGCCUCCAGAGCGUUCGGACUGGAGCAAGUGGAGCAGUGGUAGUGAAGCAGGAGCCUGUGGAGGAAGAGAUCCCAUCUUCCUCUUUGGUCCUUGACAAAGCUCAGAGGUCUGUCAUUAAGCCCAUCAGCAUUGCUGGAGGUUAUUAUGGGGAGGAGGCACUCAACACUCCCAUCGUGGUGACCUCAACACCAGCCAUCACUCCUGGUUCCUCCAACUUGGUGUUCACCUACCCCAACGUCUUGGAUCAGGAGUCUCCUCUCUCCCCGUCCGAGUCCUGCUCCAAAGCUCACCGGAGGAGCAGCAGCAGUGGUGACCAGUCCUCGGAUUCCUUGAACUCUCCCACCUUGCUGGCAUUGUAAUCCCCUGAGGCCCCCCAUUGCCAGUGUGUUACAUCCCCCGCCCAGCUCCAUGGGGAGACCUCUCCAUGGGAUUAGAGACAGGCACAGGAUCGUUCAAGCACAAGGGCAGCAAGAACAAGAAUGGGGAAAUGCUGCAGCUCCAGGAAAGAGAGCGAGGACCAACGCCAGCUCCCUGGAGGCAGGAAAUGGCAAGGGUGGGACUGAUGCACCAGGACUGAUUGGAGAGGGCAGUGUCUCCUCUGUAGGGUCUGCCAAUGGAAGUCUCGUCUCGGCACCAUAGUGGACUUGGGGAGCACUCCUGGCCAGGACUGAAAGCGAGCUGCAGACAGUUGCUAGCCAUCCCUUUCCUUUGUGAAUUGAUCUGAUCGGUUAUGCUCUGUGCUUAGAUCUUUCUGGUUAGUUACCUUACAACUUCUUCUUUCCCCCUAUCUCUCUCUGCCUAUCAUUUCCAAUGUUGUCGAUCCUAUGACAUUUCAUCCAGUUGAUCUGUACUCUAAAGUCUUGUUAGGAUCUUUCUUGGGACAGGCUGUGGGAAACAUGCACGGUUGCCUAGCUGGGAGGGGGAUGCCUGGUGAGAGGGGGACCAAGAGGAGCUAAAGGGCUCAGUGGCAGGGGCAGAGCUCAUUAUCUGUGACACGGACACCAUGAACGGAGAGAACAGGAGGCUCACGUGGAGGACUUUUUUUUCUUAACAAGUAGAUAUACUUAUCCCCUUGGGCUCCUCAAAAGCCAAGUUAGCAUCUCAGGGCCGAAGUGGCAUCAGAAAAGCUGCUGAGUUGGCACUUAGCAGUGUUUUUGGCAGGAUUUUAGCCACAGUUUGGUAAUACCAAAUCUGCUGCUGGACUUGUGUAGUUCUCCUGGGCUGCCCGUUCUCUAGGGAGUAUUGCAUCUUCCUUCCCAUCAGGGCCCCUGACUCAGAUGCUGGUAUCUUCCUGUUAGUAAAGUUGUCCCCUCUCCUUGGUAAUAUUUGCAGAACAUACUACCAAAAGAGGUAGUGCUGUGGAGACUGGCAGUGGUUAGGAGGGUGAAGGGAUUUUGUUGUGCCCUUGAUGACUUUCCUUGUUGGGAAACACGGCGGCACGCUUCCACACAGUUGAUACUUGCUGGUGGAGUUUGCUCAGAGCUUCUCAGUUUCCAAGGCUGGAGGAAGGCAGGAGUCCAGCCUCCAGCACAGCACAGGCCUUGAAGCACUCCUGACCAGGCAGCAGUGGUGUAGCUGAAGUUCUAAUAACAUCUGGUGUGACAAGUUGAUAUUGGAGAAAAAUCAGUUAUCAUUUUUUGCACCUCGGUCUCUGGCUUUUGUUGCUUUUUUGUAUUUGCAGUGUAGUUGAUCUGGUUUUGCUGGGGUUGACUGGCCUAAAGACCAAAAGCAAAUUAGAGGGCUCUUCCACCAACAUUGGGUCACUUUCUUCUCCAGCGUGUGGGCUUGGCUUCUAGUACUAAGUGCUCACAGAUGGUAAAAGUGCUGAAGUUCACUGCUGAGAACAGUGAUGUGUGAAACUAUUCCUGCUUGGAGCCAAGCUCAGUUCCCAUAGGUGUCAAGGCACUGUUGAACCAUGAACUUGUGCACGUGAGGAUAGCUCUGCUUGCCAGUUAAGCUGCUUAGGGGAUAGCUCUUUAGUCCAGCCUGUUGAAGCAGUGAUGGCAGCUAUUUAUUGUGAGAUUUUCUUCGUUAUUAUUGUCUUUAAAUUGGUGGAAAGUUGGGAAUUUCUUGGUCAGGCUGGACCUGGAGAAAUAAAAAUGCAAUGACAGGGUCAGUGCUGUGAGAUGCUGAACUGCUGCAGCUCUUGCCAACUCUACUGGGAAUUAAUAGGGCCCAGUCUUGUGCAGGCAGACCUUUGCUCAGGUGGUCUGGAUUCCCUCAAACUCUGGUCACUGCCUAUUCCUUUAAUCAUUUCAAAGGGACACUAUUUGGCUGUUUUUUGUUUGUUUUGUUUUAAUUAUUAUUAUUUUAAACCGAGUUAUUUGCAAGAACUGCCAGCAAUAGAAAGACGAUUGAUCUUUCUCCUUUGUAAAACUGAUUCAAUAAUACAGGAUUUUUCUUUGUUGCUUAAACAUUUCCAUUGUUACUCUAGUGCUAGAAGUUUCAAAUUGAGCUCUUUCAAUAACCAAAGUUGAUAAAGGAAUUCUCCCCUCACAUGAUCAUCAAAACUUUUUUGUAAUAAAGUAGAGGCUUUAUGAAAAAAUCCUUAGGUGUGGCCUUCCUUGUACUCUAUCCCCACAUCUGCCAGCCCACAAAUGCCAUCCUAGCAACUAGAGAUGUUUGUUAUCACAUUUGACAUAGUCCUUCUCUGAUAGCCCCAGAUUGGUCUCUACAAGUUACCUGAGAGGUUUGUUUUUUGUUUGUUUAUUUGUUUUUCCCUAAAUUGACAGUUCUUAUGUCAGGGACUCGCCACUCAUCCAUACCUGCUCCCCAUCCCCAUGGGAGAGGCAUGUAUCCCAAGAAAGUCAGUGACUCCUACCUUAGCUUUUGCUCCCUGAAUUGUUUCUGGAAGGAGCUGCAACUGGCUCAUGCCCACUGCGUGUUGACCUGUCAUUGAUCUUCUCAGUAGUAGGACAGGAACAUCCCCUUUUUUGUCCUGUGAUACUGGUGGGGAGCAAUUUGAAACUGCCCUGAAAAGACAAUCACUUUCUGCUACUUGAAAGAGCCCUGAAUACCUUGUGCCUGCCUGUUCUCUCCCUCAAACCUCUGAGAGGAUGUCUGUGUUGGGCUCGCUGGUCUUCUGCCUUUUGUAUUUAGUGGAUCAGCAUUACCUUUGUUUAGUUGCUCGCAGACAGGUACAGCUUGAAGUCUCCUGCUGUUUUGUUCUGGCCCUCUGUAAUUCUUUACAGGUUUACUGGUGUGCUUUUGGGAAUUGAGUGUCUUCCCCACUCCACAAACUGUAUUUGCCUUGAGUACCUUCCCCAGAGAUUCCUAAAUGUACAAUGUCUCCAUGUUCUUCUGCCCGUACUGGGGAUGUUGGGUCAGUUUCUGAGCAGAAGUUGUGGAAGUUGAUAGAAAAAGGCCUUGGGAAUUUCAGCUGGUAUUGAAGUGACCCCCUAGUGACUGGCCCAGUGAAACAUCCAGCAACAUCUGAAGUUAAUCAGUGCCCAACUAGGAGUGGCAGUAGCAGCUGCUUGAAGGAGACGCUUGGCUUCCAGGCGAUGUUCAGCAUUCCAGUUUUGCCCUCGUUUUUCCUUCCUCCCUCCCUGGUUGUGGCACUGCCUUCAUCCAUUCCUUUCUCUUAGGUGUGGAGAUGGGUUAGUCUCAAACUGCUUGUGGUGUGAUGGUAUUUGGGACCAACCUGCUGGGGACAGUAGCUCUCUGUUGUGUUUUUUAAUAAUUAUUAUUUAAAUGAUCUAUUUAGUUCAUCUGAACCUUUAAUUUUGCUGCUUACUGUAUGUAGGAUCCACCUGGCCUUUAUCCUAAAUGAAAAGAAAACAAAAACAAACCUAAGACACCUCUCUCCUCCCUGGUAUCUUAUUAUUUAUUGGCAGGCAGCCGUUCUGUGCCUGCUCCAGCAGAUCUGCCCGCCAUUAAUUUAACAUCCUCACAACUUGCAUUCCUGGUGUUUGGUUGUUGCUUUUCUGCUUUUUGUUUUGAUUUUUUUUUUUUCCUUUCAUUCCAAGAAAGACUUCUGAAAUGUAAGAAAUCUUAUUGUUAUGACACUUAGAAGUUCAUUUUCAUUAGGAAGGCCAAGUCAAACAUUUUAAGAGGUGAGGGGAACAAUCUACAUUUUAUUUCUUAUUUAUUUAUCAUGUUUACAUCUUUUUUUUUUUUUUUCUUGUUCAAGACUUGGAUAUAAUAAAGAAAGCAUUAAAAGUAUUCCAAUUUUCUUCUUUUUUUAGGUUUGUUUUUUUUUUUUUGAUUCUUUAA
Molecule: messenger RNA, 5360 nt
Organism: Lagopus muta (rock ptarmigan)
Lineage: Eukaryota; Metazoa; Chordata; Aves; Galliformes; Phasianidae
Gene: FOSL2
Product: FOS like 2, AP-1 transcription factor subunit
Exons: 4
Coding region: 533-1504 (323 amino acids)
Biological process (GO): regulation of transcription by RNA polymerase II
Cellular component (GO): nucleus
Molecular function (GO): RNA polymerase II cis-regulatory region sequence-specific DNA binding; DNA-binding transcription factor activity, RNA polymerase II-specific
Source: RefSeq, a predicted model, not a curated record